Messenger RNA from Micromonas commoda, 1461 nucleotides. RefSeq lists its product with no specific name. The record is from RefSeq and is a predicted model, not a curated record. The transcript has a single exon. The coding region runs from base 1 to 1461 and encodes 486 amino acids. Gene Ontology annotation, molecular function: lyase activity. NCBI's taxonomy places the organism in Eukaryota, Viridiplantae, Chlorophyta, Mamiellophyceae, Mamiellales, Mamiellaceae.
AUGCGAGGCGAGCGCCCACUGUUCGCCGGCGUCGCCGUCGGCACCCUCUGGCUGACGCGGCGGUGCUCGGGGCUCAAGCGCCUGCUGUUAUGCGCCGCGGUCCUCGGGCCUUGGCUUUUCGCCCUGCCGGUCGCGCGCGCGCACGAUACCGACUACGACGCGUACCGACCCGCGCGAUCGCACCACCGGCGCGUCGAGGAUCACCACCGCGACGUGAAGAACGCGUGGAACGAGCACGUCGUCGCGCCCUUCGAGGACUUCGCCAACGACGUCGCGGAACUCUUCACGCCAAACGAGGAAACACCCGAGCGCGGGGAGACGAUAAACCCGACCCCGGUCGAGGAACGAUGCCCGUGGAUAACCGAGGGCGUCGUGGGCGCCGCGCGUGCCAACCCUCUGACCAAGGCGCUCAUCGAGCGCACGCGGAUGUCGCACCCGUUCGGCCCGGGCGCGCGCGACGAAGCCUUCAAGGUGGCGUCCGAGGAAAAUAAAGAUGAAAAGUUUGGCUGGGAAAACGCCGUAGUCCUCGCCGCGACGGUCAAGAUCGACCGCGCCGCCGCGGACGCGUGGCUCCCAAAACCAGUGCUGAACAUAUCCGACGUGGACGAGGCCAUCCUCUUCGUCGCCUGGUACCCGGACUCCUUCUGCUGCGGCGCGUAUCACGAGGCGGCGCUGCUGCUCAAGGUGACGGUGGACGGCCGCCGAGCGCUGCACUGCCCGUGGAUGCUCGUGGACAGCGACGUCGCGCUGAUCGCCGGUCGCGAGAUCCUCGGGUUCCCGAAGAAGAUGGGCGAAUUCGAGUUCGAGGUGACGCCGCCGGGAAUCGAACCGACGACCGCGUCCAACGGACCGACAGACACGGCCGGAACCGCGCCGGACGCUUCCGGGGAGGACGUCUCCGGGAAAGACUUUGACCCGGACGUCUCGCUCUCGCCCGGCGCGAGAAUCACCGCGCGCGUCUCCAGGAACGGCGCCGAGAUCCUCGCCAUCUCCGGCGUCGUCUCGGGACGCACCGCGCCGGGUAGCACGAUCAUGCCGAGGUCGCGAAACGUGGUGCUCAACGCGCAAACGUCGCAUCCGCUCCCGGCGCCGACGGCUGACGCGAACGCCGACGCCGCGUGCCUGGGGAACAGGCCUCGCAUCCUGCGGUUCGCGUUCGACGAGGUCCCGACGGCGCCCGGGCCGUGGACCGUCGUCGACGCGAAGGUGGACGUCGGGAGCACGAGGACCGACCCGCUCGGCGUUCCCUUUGGCGUUCCGAUCGACGGCGGCCAAAGGGGCGAAAAAGCAUCGGACGGUGAAAAAGCAUCGGACGAAGCUGUCGGUCCCGCGGAGGUUGUCGACGCCGUCGUCGGAGUCACCUCGUUCUUCACGGGGGAGGAACCGACGCCGAGACUGUUCGAGACGAUACCGCGGGGCUGGCUCGAGGACGACGACGUGUACUGGCUGAGGUACCAGUGA